CUCAGCAAUCCGCUGCCUGUGCGUGACCGGGCUCCGGGCAGCGGUUAACCGAUGCCUCCACACCCAGAUUGGUUCACGAAUCACGACUUCAGUCCUUCACCCAUGGUCGCCGCCGAUCCCAAAAAGACGCCAUCUUUUUCCAGCGAGAUGAGUGAUGAGAUACGAGCAGGUCACCCAUCCGCCAUCCUUGAAAGUUGAAAAUUCCCAAAAUCCUCCUCACCCUGCGAGGCCCCAGCACCGAAAGCACCAGCUUUUUCGCCACUCUUUCGCCCCGUUGCCGCCCACCGAGACCCCCGCCGCCGACCAACAAAGCGGCGUCAUUUGAGAGGAAGCGGUUGGGGGACCGGCUGCCGGCUAGAUGGCGGAACUGGCCGGACGCCCCGGGACGUCCGGCGGCCUGGCGCUGCGGACGGGCCAGUUCGUCUUCGCCGCCGCGUCCAUCUGCGCCAUGGCCUCCGCGCCCGGGUUCACCAACUACACGGCCUUCUGCUACUUGAUUGCAUCUAUGGGACUACAAGCACUAUGGAGCUUGGGGCUUGGAUGUCUUGAUUGCUAUGCCUUGAUAUUGAGAAGAGAUCUUCAGCAAGCUUUUCUCAUGAGCUUAUUUGUUGUUGGCGAUUGGGUAACGGCAAUUCUUUCAUUUGCUGCUGCAUGCUCAGCUGCAGGCGUAGUGGUACUUUUCAAGAGGGAUGCAUACUUCUGCAGAAGGGAUCCUCAACUCCCUUGUGGAAGAUUCGAAGUUGCUGCUGCAUUUGCAUUUCUUUGCUGUACAUUUAGUGCCGCAUCUGCUCUGGUAAUGUUUUGGCUGCUUGCUUCCUUGUGAAUUACUCUUGUGGAGUACGACCUUGUGUAAGCUCAAGCUGUCUGUAAUACUCUCUUUGUAUAUAAGCUCAUUUUUGAGCAGACCACACACUAGAAAUUCUAAAAAUUCUGGGACUUUGAGUUACAUGAGCUCUUGUUACAAGAAUAUAUGUUACAUUAGCCA
Molecule: messenger RNA, 985 nt
Organism: Sorghum bicolor (sorghum)
Lineage: Eukaryota; Viridiplantae; Streptophyta; Magnoliopsida; Poales; Poaceae
Product: CASP-like protein 5B1
Exons: 3
Coding region: 359-823 (154 amino acids)
Cellular component (GO): membrane
Source: RefSeq, a predicted model, not a curated record